Messenger RNA from Maniola jurtina (meadow brown), 1409 nucleotides. Its product is annotated as coiled-coil domain-containing protein 130 homolog. The record is from RefSeq and is a predicted model, not a curated record. Bases 177 to 1397 code for a protein of 406 amino acids. Gene Ontology annotation, biological process: mRNA splicing, via spliceosome. The transcript has 4 exons. Lineage: Eukaryota; Metazoa; Arthropoda; Insecta; Lepidoptera; Nymphalidae. Gene Ontology annotation, cellular component: post-mRNA release spliceosomal complex; U2-type spliceosomal complex.
AAUGCCAUCACAGCUGUCAAAUAUUUUUUAUUUUUAGGUUUAAGGUUAUAUUUUGUUUUUGGCGUAUCUAUUGUUGAUUUUCCCGUAAAUUAACGCUUAAUUUACGUUUGUUUUGCACUUAAAUUAAAAAGAAAGGACCUAUUCGUUAUUAAAAUAAAUAGUUCCAAGGCCUAACCAUGGGUGAAAGGAAAGGGCAGAAUCUUUACUAUCCCCCCGACUACGACCCCACAGUCGGGGGGCUAAACAAAUUCCGGGGCACCCAUGCUCUCCGGGAACGAGCCAGGAAACUCCACAUGGGCAUCCUGAUCAUCAGAUUUGAGAUGCCAUAUAACAUCUGGUGCGAUGGCUGUAAGAAUCACAUUGGUAUGGGAGUGAGGUACAAUGCUGAGAAAACUAAGAUUGGGAUGUAUUAUACCACACCGGUUUACCAAUUUAGAAUGAAAUGCCAUUUGUGCGACAACCAUUUUGAAAUCAAGACUGAUCCAGCUAAUCUAGACUAUGUCAUAGUAUCAGGUGCAAGGCGCCAAGAAAACAGAUGGGAUCCGACAGAGAAUGGGCAAAUUGUGCCAGAAACCAAGGAGACUCAGAAGCGUCUGUUUGAUGAUGCCAUGUUCAAGCUGGAGCAUAAGACAGGGGAUGAGGAUGCCAGCAAGUUGGAUAAGCCACGGAUCAACCGGCUGGUGGGCAGAAAUGAAGCUGUCUGGAAGGAUGACUAUGAGGCCAACUGUGCACUGCGGAGGAACUUUAGGAAAAGGAGAAAAGAACUAGAAGAAUCAUCAGUCAAUGACAGUUUGCUUCUAGCUAAAUCUUCUCUAAACAUCAAUCUCUUGCCAGAGACAGAAGAUGACAGAAACAUGGCAUCCCUUCUCUCUCUAAGACCUUCACAGAGUAUUGAAGAGUCACAGAGUCUAACCAGAAUCAAAAUAUUGAAUACUCCAGCCUUACCAAGCUCCAGUGGACUUUUAACCAGCUUUGGGGGGUUAAAAAAGGAGGAAUCCCUAAGUAAAAGUGUACUUUUGACUAGAAAUGCCUUAGGCAUCACAGUUAAGAGAAAACAUGUUGAUGAUGUAGAAAGUAAUACAAAUGAUGAUUUAAGUGAUCCAAAAAAAGUGAAAGAUGAUGAUGAAUUUAAAAGUAUAUCCAAAAGUGAAAAUAAAAUAGAAAGUGAAUAUAAAAAUAAAAAUAUAGAUGAGAAGGGAAGUAAAAGCUUGGCAAAUAUAAAUAAAAAUGAAGGGGAAACAGAUAUAGCUUGCAAAGAUAGAAAAGAAGAGGAAAUUAAAAUAGAAAGUGAAAAGGAAAAUGAAAGUAAAAAAUUAAGUGAUGUAAAUUGUGAUGAGAAAUGUAAUCCGAUUUCUUUAGUCGGUGAUUAUAGUUCUAGUGGUGAAAGUUCUGAUUAAAUGAGAGCUAAU